CAACAAACCCUAACGAAAUUCCCAGAACAUUGUACUCAAUGAUCAGGGACGUUGAUCAUACCAGAUCAACAUGGGCACUCAAAGUUCGAGUUGUGAGGGCCGUGGAAAUGUCUGCCCAAACUAAAGGAGGUCCAAGAAUGGAGGUUGUUUUCCAUGACGAGGAGAUGUAAUUGGAAAGAUUGUUGGAAAAACACCUCCACAGACGCAUGUGAUAAAUGGCAAGCCAGAGCGUCUCAUAGAACUAACUUUGGAGGAUCCCGAGGGUAACCGUAUACGAGGCACGCUAUGGAACAACUACUGCAAAGAAUUCUGUGACUUUUACGCAGAGCACAAAAAUGAAGCAAUUUACAUAAUUCUUCAAAUGUGCAGACCAAAGCGUUACCAAGGAUCGGUGUUGGUGUCUACUUCCUACGACAUAUCUAAGUUGAUCAUGAAUGGAACGUCAACAGAGUUUGAGGACUUCAAGGCACAAUUUGGACCAGAAAAUGAGGAGGUAGCUACAGUGACCACUUUCACUGGAAACAGCAUAGGCCACGACAUGGAAGAAGUACUGAGAGGAAAUGCAAAAAUCAUACGGAUAAGUGAAUUCUUGGAUGAUGCAAAGGAUGGCACCUAUUGGAUUUUGGGAGAUAUUGUUUCUAUCGACAACUACAGAGAGUGGUGUUAUCUAAGCUGCCCUACGUGCAACAAAAAACUCCAGCCCGAAGAUGACAGGUUUAGGUGCAACAAUUGCAACAUAUCUCUUCCAGGAGGAACCCUAAGGUAUAAAGUUCCCGUCUGCAUCAUGGAUGACUCC
Molecule: messenger RNA, 796 nt
Organism: Cuscuta europaea
Lineage: Eukaryota; Viridiplantae; Streptophyta; Magnoliopsida; Solanales; Convolvulaceae
Source: the annotation of a GenBank genome assembly